AUGCAUGAGAAAAGACCAAUCAAAUUUGGUCAGUUAAGUCAGUCGGUCAGUCCGAUCGUUCCUCCAGGAAUGGAUAAUGAUUCAACAACAACAUCCAUUUCCUUGACGACAAAAGUGAGUCGAUGGCUCGGCAUUCGAGGCAGUCUUGAACGAAGAAUAGCUCGAUCUCGUCGUGACAAGAUAUCCUUGGAUAAUAUGAACAUUUCCGAUGAAGAUGUUCCCUUAAUCAUUCAACGAGCUCUACGAGAUAAAAAAUCUACUCGCCUCGACGUUGCCUUCAACAAAUUAACCGGAGAAGGGCGUCUUACUUCUCCUCAAGCAUCGAAAUCAGCUCAACCUCGACAAGGUUCCAUAUUACAUCAGACAGCAUCAGGAUCAGGUGAAGCUAGUCAAUAUGUAAUAACAACUGUACCAUCGACUAGUACAAGUGGAGAUCAAUCUCAAACUUCUGGUCAACCAGGAAGAGUCAUUAUUGCCACUGCUCAAGCAGCAACAUCGAAUACAUACACAAAUGGUAGUGGAUUUUCAAAUGGAGCACCAGUUCACUUUCAAUUUAAUACAAGUGAUGGAACAUUAUACACUGGAACAAAUUCAUUUUUUCAUCCACAACAAAAUCAAUUAGUAGCUGAUUCUAGUGCUUUGAUUAAACAACAGUGUUUUGUUUAUCAUGAUCUGGCUGGAAAUGAGUUAGAGUCAGAUAAUUAUGAAAAUCUUGAUUUGUCUCUAUCUCAGAAAAAAACGACGCCUAUUGGACCUCAAAUAUUUAGAUUACAAUCCACAAGCUCCGGUGAUGGAUACAGUGAUCAUAUUUUAUCAUGUGAAAAUGGAAAUGGUGCAUUUACUUUUCGUCAAGAUGGAAACUCAGCCCAAACUUUAGCUUAUACGACAAGAGCAUCACCUGCUACAGUUCAAUGGUUAGUGGAUAAUUUUGAACCAGCUGAAGAGUGUUCAUUGAGAAGAUCAAUAUUGUACUCAUUUUAUUUACAACAUUGUCAAGAACAAAAAUUGGAACAAGUCAAUCCAGCAUCAUUUGGAAAGUUGAUACGAUCCGUUUUUUUAGGUUUAAGAACACGAAGAUUAGGGACUAGUCUUAACGAAUAUACGGAUAAAAAUGGUGGAUUAACAUUUAAAGGACAACAUCAUUUUGGAAGCACAAAUACAAAAAAACGUGGAGUAUUAUCUCAGUCAAAUGCACAUGGUAAUAGCUCAUCAUCAUCAUCACCUACACAUUGUGGUGGACUACAAGAUCAAUCGUAUUCAUCUGAAUCUGAUACAAAAUUAAAUUUACAACGACCACAGUUUAUUCAAGAUACGAGUAAAAACUAUUUGACGUCGUUACAAAUUUUCAAUUUACAUCUGUUGAACAAAUCUGUUGAACAAAGUUUUUGGAAAUCAACACAAAGUUAUCAACACGAUAGUAGUGAUCAGUCAUUAACAACAUAUCAACUUUUAAGCGCAUGUUCAUUGACAUUAGUUCAAGAUUUUAUUCGUCAAUGUGAUUAUACAUUUUAUCAACAAUUAAUUGAGCGACUUAUACCAGAUAUACUUAGUCCAAUGCCUGGUCCAAUAACUCAAUCUAUUCGCACAUUUGGCAAAUCGUUGAAUUUAUCAUUGAAAUUAGUUAUCUCUCAUAUGCCUGAAAGAUUAAAAACGAUUAAAUUAUCAAUUGUCAAUUCAUUCUCAAUGACUCUUCGUCGAUAUACAUCAUUGAAUCAUUUGGCUCAAGUAGCCAAAGCUGUCUUACAAAACUCACAACAAGUUCAACAAAUGUUACAAGAUUUAAAUAAAGUCGAUUUUAAACAUAUACAAGUACGGGCUAAUUGA
Messenger RNA from Didymodactylos carnosus, 1824 nucleotides. NCBI's taxonomy places the organism in Eukaryota, Metazoa, Rotifera, Eurotatoria, Philodinida, Philodinidae. The record is from the annotation of a GenBank genome assembly.